Fulvia fulva is the source of this 1188-nucleotide messenger RNA. RefSeq lists its product as uncharacterized. The record is from RefSeq and is a predicted model, not a curated record. Bases 1 to 1188 code for a protein of 395 amino acids. NCBI's taxonomy places the organism in Eukaryota, Fungi, Ascomycota, Dothideomycetes, Mycosphaerellales, Mycosphaerellaceae. The transcript has a single exon.
AUGCUGUCUCCAUACACCACCACCAUCUUCUCCUUGACCGCCAUACGUUCCGCUCUUGCUCUCACAGCGACAUCAUGGGGCGAGGAACGCCUUGAUGUCUUCGGCCUCUACCCACUGGAAAAGGAAUACUCGGAAUACUGGCACAAAUUCUAUACACCUCACGGCGGCUGGGAACCUCAUCAUAACAAACUCGAAAGCCUCGCCGGCCCUGCCAUCAACGCUGAAGCCUCCUACGAGGACGUAUCUUCCCUCUCAUGGGGCCCGGACAAUCUUAACUUAUUCGCCACGGUUGAUGGGAUACUGUCACACAUAUACUGGGACCCUGGCGAGACCGAGUGGAUGGGAUGGACCGAUCUGGGGCUGGAUGAAGAUACUUACCUGAAAGGAGCACCCGCCACCGCGAGUCGUCGCCCAUACACAAUCGACGUCGUCUCAAGAGAUCCAAAGGGAAAGUAUCUCCACCUCUACUACUACCCCAACUUCGACGGAGACAAAUGGGUAGGCUGGGAAGACCCCUGGAACAGUCCCACCACCUUCGAGACGGAUCCUAUCAUCAUCGCUCCCGCCGAAGGCCAUUUCGAUGUGUUCGUCGGCAGACUCUCGAACGGCACGAUCGUGCACGUUUACUGGAAUGGUGAGCAAUACAGCUCUUGGGACCAGCUCACCUGGAAAGCGCCCGAAGGCGGCUGGAAAGAGAACUCCUCCCUCACGGCCUCAACCUGGAAAGACGGAUCCUGGGACCUCUGGGCCCUCGCCGAAGACGGCUCCCUCUUCCACACCUUCUGGCGAGGCGCUCCUGCGAAUCAGUUCUUCCCGUGGGAGAAUAUCACGGACAACAUCCGUUUCGACCAGACUCCGAAAGCGGUCCACUGGUCCGCGGGUCACACUGAUCUUUUCGGGUUGUCGAACGGUUCUUACUACCACAAGUACUGGGCUGGGGAUCAUUGGACCGCCUGGGAUAAAUUUGGCUCGGACUUUGCUAGUCCGCCAGAGGCUGUCAGCUGGGGUGAGGGCCAUUCUGCUGUGUUUGGGAUUGAGGCUGAGGGGGAUUUGCGGGUUGCUAUGUUGGUAGACAACGAGUGGCGUGAUUGGGAGGUGUUGGGGGAUGUUACGCCUGAGGAGGAGCGUGGAAGAGCGGGGGAGAGUGGCGAACAGGUUGUUCUCGAUAGUUACAAGCAAGGCUUGUGA